AUGGCUAUGUGUUGGAUCACUUCACUUCCAGAAGAUGUUAUUAUAGAAUGUGUGGCUCGUGUACCUAGACGUUACUAUCCCUCUCUUUCUCUGGUUUCGAAGUUCUUUCGAUCUCUUAUAGCAUCGCCACAACUAUACGCGAGACGAUCUCUCUUGGACCGCACCGAAUACUGUCUCUAUGUUACCAUUUAUUCACACGACGAUGAUUACGACCGUUUGUAUACUCUACGUCAGAAAAUCAACUCUAGUGGAGAUUAUUGCUUGGUCCCUAUCCCAUCACUCCCUCCAAUGCCUUCAUCUGGCAGCUACGUGGCUGUUGGUUCAAAGAUCUACAUAAUGGGCGGAUCUUGCUUUGAAGUCUCAUCUAAUGCAUUAACACUCAUCGAUUGCCCGCUCCACAUGGCAAAUCAUCAUCUCCCUAACAUGCCAAGGGCAGUCGCUAGUUCGGUCUCUGGCUAUAUAAACGAGAAAAUAUAUGUCAUUGGAGGAUGUCGUUCACGUUUCCCAGUGUUUUCAGAGGGGCCCAUGGAUGUUAUGGUGUUUGACGUAAAAUCUGAAACUUGGGAGUCCAAAACAAGACCAGACAAUCUGGUGUUCGAUUGGUAUUCUAAUAGUGCAGUGACGUGGGAUGAUAAGAUUUAUUUCAGGGUUUUAAAGCAUGGCUUUGUUUACGAUCCGAGUCAAGAUAAAAUGGAGAAAGACGACAUGUUAAAAUCUUAUCAUUGGGUCGGUAGUGAAUGUGUUAUCGAGAGAGUAUUGUACUACUAUUCUACAGCUUCGAAGAUUUUAAGAAGUUAUGAUUUAAAAGAAAGGUGUUGGAAAAGGGUCAAGGGUGAGAUAGGAUUGAGCGGAACUACUUGUGCACGCACGGUGACGUACGAUAAGAAGGUGGUUGUGAUUUUCGAGAAAGAUAUUGAUCGGAAUAAAGUAGAACUUUGGUGUGCUGAGAUCAAACUAGAAAGGGAUGAACAAGGAGAGAUUUGUGCAAGACUUGAUUGGUGUGGUUGUGUGUUUGAGGGACACUCUAGAUUGAUGAAUUGUCUAGUUCUUAAGUUUUGA
Messenger RNA from Brassica rapa (field mustard), 1059 nucleotides. RefSeq names its product F-box/kelch-repeat protein At4g38940-like. The record is from RefSeq and is a predicted model, not a curated record. Gene Ontology annotation, molecular function: protein binding. NCBI's taxonomy places the organism in Eukaryota, Viridiplantae, Streptophyta, Magnoliopsida, Brassicales, Brassicaceae.